Fonsecaea erecta is the source of this 2184-nucleotide messenger RNA. RefSeq lists its product as hypothetical. The record is from RefSeq and is a predicted model, not a curated record. The transcript has 2 exons. Bases 1 to 2184 code for a protein of 727 amino acids. NCBI's taxonomy places the organism in Eukaryota, Fungi, Ascomycota, Eurotiomycetes, Chaetothyriales, Herpotrichiellaceae.
AUGUCUGCCGCAGUGCCCGGACAGGCCUUGAGGCCUUCCACCAAGCCAAGUCAUCUUGCAGAGUACCGACCGUAUAUCGAAAAUUAUCCUUGGACUCGUGAGAAGCGUAUCACAUUCCUUAUUGGAAUAGAUUUCGGAACUAUCCAUUCAACCUCCGUGGUGGCAGUGGCCGACAAAGGUCACCAAUUGCUGGCAGGGAGCGCCAAGCUCAAAUCAACACCUGUCGGAACAGGAGAGUACAACUCUCACCGUAUUCCAUCGAAGAUUGCGAUUUUCCACUAUCACGCCGAAGCACUUGGGAGAAAGCCACGAUGUGCGAUGCUGUUUGGCCACGCAGUGGACCACGCUCUGGAAAAUGGCAAAAUCAGAGACAAAGAUGUGGUGGAUCUGUUGAAAUUGUUCCUGUUCCCCGAAUACGCUGGCAGUGAGAACGGAACGCAUGACCCGCUGAUGCGACAGACUCGGGAAAGCCACGAACGUCUUGUCAACAAAAUCAAGACCAAAUAUCAAGGACAAGUUUUAUAUGUCCAACCCGAGCACGGCGAAUGGGGUUCAAAAACAGUCAACAACACGGAAGAUGUCAUCGUUGCUUACUUCGAAUUCAUUUGGCAAGAAACCUUGGGGAGAAUUGCUGAGCAAAUGGAAAUUCGACAGAAUUCUGGUAAGGCAUGGGAAAAUCUUCGCAAGAUCCUCAAACAAGAGUCACACGUCGCAGUAUCUGUCCCCAUGAGUUGGGGGGAAACAACUCAGAACCGUUUCUUGGAGCUCUUGGGUCGUGCCGGCCUUCCAAGCUCAACAACAAUUGUCCCCGAGGCAGUUGCAGCCGCCCUGUGCCACUUCGACAAUACCUCGGAGUUGGGAGACGACAAAGACGAGCCGCUCAAUAUGAUUGUCGCGGAUAUUGGUGGGGCCACGGUCGACGUGGCCGGAGUUAGCAAGUACUUUCUGGAUGGAUCGGCCCGAUUCCGAGAGAUCGUGAAGCAGAAGGGUAUACUUCACGGUUCCCUGAAGCUGAAUGAAUAUAUGGCUCGACAUGUCGGCGAAGCAUUCGGCGUUUGGGGCUUGGAGUCUGUCCUUGUCGAACUUGGUUGGACCAGAGAUAAAUGGUUCCGGCACAUCAAAGACGGCUUCGAAACGGCAAAGAGAUCGUUUGACAUCACCGAAAACGGCAAAGAAUAUUACCGAAUUGAGCUUCCCCGUAUUGAUUCAUCAGCAGAUUUGGAUUAUGCCAGGUCGUUUGCUCAGCAUGCAAACUUCAUCCUCGAUGAUACGGGCCUCUGGGUCAGCAGUGGCUUCAUCAAAGCAGUCUAUGACACAUGGCUCCAAGAAAUCAUCAAGGUCAUCCGAGAAUCUUGUGACGAGUACGCUGAGAAGUUUCCAAAUGGUGUCUCGCCUCUCCUUGCUCUGUGCGGGUAUGGGUCUCUACCACCGUAUGUUUUGCGGAAGUGCAAAGAAGAAUUUCCCAAACAACAGGUCGUUCUCGUCGAACGUGGGGAAAUCCCUCUUAUUGCAAUGGGGAAUAUAGUGACCUUGCGCCGCGCUGACUUGUUCUAUGACGUCCUCGCUCGCUAUAGUUAUGGCAUCAGAGUUGACAUACCUUGGGAACAUGUCGACGCGACAUCUCAAACAGAUGGACAGUUAGACGCGGAUCGGGGAGGCGACGGGAAAUACCUCCCCGAUCGUGCGGCAUGGAUCAUCAGACAAGGACAGAGUUUGGUGGGACCAAAAAGACUCUUCUUUCUCGAGGGUCGCACCCGCUUAACUGGAUCAUAUCCGUUUCAUUGGGAUAUCGACAUUCUAAGCAGCAGUCAUCCUGAAGUGGUGGGCGCCGAAAAAUAUGCGGCUGUUUCAAGAGCAAUCGAGGCCGAGAAGAUUCAGGUUGUUGAACGUUACCCGGUCGGGCUUACGUACAACAUUUGUGGGUGCAAGAGCAUGAAAUCACCCCCUGGGAUGCCUGGCAAGAAAACCAUCGAAAUCGAGUAUCGGGUGAAAAUGGACUGUACCGGAAUUUCCCCAACACUCAGCCUAUACAUCCCAGCAAAGGACGGAACGUUCAAGAAGCGCCUGGAUGAAAAUUGGGAAAAAGAAGACCGGUACACUAAGAUACUGGACAUUUCUCUGGGUCCUAUCCAUGCCCAUACGGUGUUUGGUGAUCACCCUCGGGCACAACUCGAUCGUGCUUGA